UGCUUCAAAUAUUAAUUAUUAGUUUUAACUAAUUUAUAAGAUAUUCAAAUGGGAAAUCCUUAACCAUCAUCACAGCUCGAACUUCCUUUCUACUCUACCCAACACUAGUAUCAUUACGGUGUAGACUGUCUCUCUCAUUCACUGUCUUCAUAGAGUGCAGCAAGUGAACUAUACUCAGAAAACACAUUUGGAAGGAGGAAUGGAGAUGGGUGUGUUGGUUUGUGUCUUUUCUCUGGUUUAUGCAGCUACCCUUUUGAGCCCUUGUUCUCUGGCUCUCACCCAAGAUGGGCUAACAUUAUUGGAAAUGAAAAGCACUUUGAAUGACAGUAGAAACCUCCUCAGUAAUUGGCAAUCUUCUGAUGAGAGUCCCUGCCAAUGGACUGGUAUCACUUGUCAUCCCCAAGACCAACAAGUCAGCUCUAUAAACCUACCUUAUAUGCAACUAGGAGGGAUUAUAUCUCCCAGCAUUGGUAAACUGAGUAGAUUGGAGAGACUGGCACUUCACCAGAACAGCUUACAUGGAAUUAUUCCUAAUGAAAUCACCAAUUGUACUGAGCUCAGAGCCGUGUACUUGAGGGCGAAUUAUCUCCAAGGAGGCAUACCAGCGGAUAUUGGAAAUCUUUCUUAUCUCACUAUAUUGGAUUUAUCAAGCAAUUCGUUAAAGGGUGCUAUACCUUCAACUAUUGGCCGUCUAACACAUUUGCGCUUCCUGAACCUGUCCACCAAUUUUUUCUCAGGCGAGAUACCAGAUUUUGGAGCUCUAAGCACAUUUGGGAACAAGUCGUUUAUUGGCAAUCUUGACCUUUGUGGCCGGCAAGUGCAUAGGCCAUGUCGAACAUCAAUGGGAUUCCCUGUUGUGCUACCACAUGCUGAAAGUGAAGAAGCUGCAGUCCCUGGUAAGCGAUCCUCUCAUUACAUCAAAGGAGUGUUGAUUGGCGCAAUGUCUACAACGGGUGUUGCACUUGUUGUUGUCCUUGCUUUGCUCUGGGUUUGGUUACAAUCAAAGAAGGAAAGAGCUGCUAGGAAAUACACAGAAGUCAAAAAGCAAGUUGACAAAGACGCAAGCACAAAGCUUAUUACUUUCCAUGGUGACCUGCCAUACCCAUCAUGUGAGAUCAUAGAAAAGCUGGAAUGUCUUAAUGAAGAGGAUGUUGUGGGGUCGGGUGGAUUUGGUACUGUAUACAGGAUGGUUAUGAAUGAUUGUGGAACAUUUGCUGUUAAAAGGAUUGAUCGGAGUCGUGAAGGAUCAGAUCAAGUAUUUGAGAGGGAGUUAGAGAUCUUGGGUAGCAUCAAGCACAUAAAUCUAGUAAACCUGCGAGGUUACUGCAGACUCCCAGCUUCAAAGCUUCUUAUCUAUGAUUAUUUGGCUAUGGGCAGUUUAGAUGGUUUCUUGCAUGAACAUGGGCCUGAAGAGCAGUUAUUGAACUGGAGUGCUCGUUUGAGAAUAGCUCUUGGUUCAGCCAGGGGUCUGGCAUACUUGCAUCAUGACUGCUCUCCAAAGAUUGUGCAUCGUGACAUAAAGUCCAGCAACAUUCUCCUUGAUGAAAACUUGGAGCCUCGUGUCUCAGACUUUGGUCUUGCCAAGCUUUUGGUUGAUGAGGAUGCCCAUAUCACAACCGUGGUUGCUGGCACUUUUGGCUAUUUAGCACCAGAGUAUUUGCAAAGUGGGAGAGCCACAGAGAAGUCAGAUGUAUAUAGCUUUGGAGUUCUCUUGCUAGAGCUUGUAACUGGGAAGAGACCUACUGAUCCGUCUUUUGUGAAAAGAGGCUUAAAUGUUGUUGGUUGGAUGAAUACACUGUUGAGAGAAAACCGACUGGAAGAUGUAGUGGAUAAAAGGUGCAAAGAUGCAGAUAUUGAAACUGUAGAAGCAGUUCUAGAAAUAGCUGCCAGAUGCACGGAUGCGAUCCCAGAUGAUCGACCAUCAAUGAACCAGGUAGUGCAGUUGCUAGAGCAAGAGGUCAUGUCACCAUGCCCAAGUGAUUUUUACGAGUCCCAGUCAGAUUAUUGUUAAUGACGAUGCAUAUGUAGCAGUCAGCAUGUCGUGAGUGCUAAAUCUAAAGCCAUAAAUUUGGCCAGAAUGUAAUGUUAUUAAGCAUGUUUUGUGAGUGAUUUGCCCCUAUCUGUGGGGCCUGUAUAUUGUAUUCUCGCCAGUGAAUGGAUGUCAUUAUCUGAUUUUGUAUGA
This is a messenger RNA of Quercus robur (English oak), 2182 nucleotides long. Its product is annotated as LRR receptor-like serine/threonine-protein kinase FEI 2. The record is from RefSeq and is a predicted model, not a curated record. Gene Ontology annotation, biological process: protein phosphorylation. The transcript is spliced from 13 exons. The coding region runs from base 200 to 2011 and encodes 603 amino acids. Gene Ontology annotation, molecular function: protein binding; protein kinase activity; ATP binding. NCBI's taxonomy places the organism in Eukaryota, Viridiplantae, Streptophyta, Magnoliopsida, Fagales, Fagaceae.